Molecule: messenger RNA, 960 nt
Organism: Orbilia oligospora ATCC 24927
Lineage: Eukaryota; Fungi; Ascomycota; Orbiliomycetes; Orbiliales; Orbiliaceae
Exons: 2
Coding region: 1-960 (319 amino acids)
Source: RefSeq, a predicted model, not a curated record
AUGCCUGGAAGUUUUACAGAAAGAGCCCCGUACAGGGCUCCCGCCGUCGGCACGACCUUUGAGACCAUAAAGGUGGAAUCAGAGGAUCUUUUGGGAGGAACUCAAAUAUCGAGCGCCAUAGCGGGCCUCAGCUCAGAGUCCUUGUAUAAACAUGCCCCCAGUGGGAAUCUACCACUUCAAUCUCAUUGCCACGAUGUCAUAGUCCGCGUCAGUCUCGUGGCCUCAAACCGAAUGAUCGAACUUAUACUUAACGAGGACGACCCUCUUGAAAAAGUCUUGCAAGUUGUGAAACCGAGGAUCCUUGCAGUCUACUUUGAAACUUCUGGCUACUUUGCUCCAUACCCUGCUAGCACCCCUGAAUGGACCAUAGACCUCACUUUCGGCGAUCUUUCCCUCCUAAACAUGGUCAACCUCAUCGCCUACCGUGGUGAAUCACAGCAAACUCUUUUGAUCAAAGAUGUCUUCUAUGGGGGCGAAACUCUUGAGCCUCGUAUUUUCCAACUUACAUCGCCCCAUGAAAGCGGUGCGCCAGGGCCGCCAAUCGAAUUCAAAUGGAAUUCCAAAGCCAAGCAAUGGGUUCCACAACCUGCUCCCGGAGAAAUGCUGUUGAUGGAUGCACAAUUGGCCAUCCAUGAAAACAUUCUAUAUACGCCGUUCACGCACGCUAAGGGAUCUUUAUCCCUAACAUCUAUGAAAUUGUGUUAUCUACGAAAUUUGAACGACAGGUUGAAGACCCCCGCGGCUUCUGUCGGAUAUGUUUCUGCAGUCGUAUUUGUUGGAAUUGGAGAUAUCAAAAUGGCGGUUGUGAAGAGUUAUGCUUGGAAGAAAGAUUCCAGUAAAAGUCUAGGGGAGAUCUUGGGUUGGGAUGAUGAUAAGGGUGUUUGUGUGGUUCGGGAUGGAACGGGCCAGGAGAGAACAUUGAAGUUUCGACCAAACCGAUUGGUUUGGGUCGAGGGUUAA